Phycodurus eques (leafy seadragon) is the source of this 5260-nucleotide messenger RNA. RefSeq names its product B-cell receptor CD22-like. The coding region runs from base 98 to 2431 and encodes 777 amino acids. The transcript is spliced from 13 exons. The record is from RefSeq and is a predicted model, not a curated record. Lineage: Eukaryota; Metazoa; Chordata; Actinopteri; Syngnathiformes; Syngnathidae.
CAGUGACAAAGCUGAUGGACUGUAAGCACUGAGCAUACAUAACUGGUUGAAUGUAGACAUCCGCAGCUCAAUUGUUGCCACUCAAAGAGAAAACAAAAUGACACAUGUCGUCGCUGUGAAGCUUAUUCUACUUUACGGUCUACUUGAAGGUAACAAGUGGAGGACAGAGGAGCCUCUUACAGAAGAGCUGACAGGCAGCCUGUGUCAGGAGUGGGCUACUAUGUUGCCAUCGUCUGUGCAGGGCGUGAGUGGCUCGUGUAUUCAUAUUCCGUGCAGGUUCACAAUACCUCCUUUUUGGGAUUCGGACCUGGACCGGACCUGCGCCGCCAUUUGGAGGCGAGGCUACUCCAGGUCGUAUGUAUUCGACUCCAGUCGCACAAGAGAGGAGAGCGCCAACUUGAACCUCCUGCAGGGAAACCUCACUGGGAACUUGUUGGAAAAGGACUGCAGCACCAUCCUUGAGGACAUGACAUCAGACCACUACGACUCGUAUUACUUCAGACUGGACUGUGACAACAGUCUCAAGUUCAACUUUGACGAGAGCGUCGUUUUGGACAUUCGAGACUCGGCACCCCGGCCCACUAUCACCCCCAAUGCAGAUCAAGUCGAGGAGGGUACUGCACUGGCUCUGGAGUGUGGGGCGCCGGCUCCUUGCCCAACGCUGCCGCCCCUCCUGACCUGGGCGCCACUGUUGGGCACUGUCACGGAGGCAGGGAAGGCUGAGGUGGAGGAAGCGGCGCGCGUCACUGCAGUCAUGAAUUUCAAUGCCACUUACCUACACAACAGUCAGAGUGUGAGCUGCAGCGCCAUCUACAAGAGGCAAUCAGGAUACAUGGAGCUUUCCACAGAACGCACGAUGACACUUCGAGUUUUGCAUGGUCCUAAGAACACGUCAGUGAGCUACGUCGGCCCCGUGACGGCGGGUACGUGGGUCACGCUGACCUGCAACACCAUCGCCAACCCUAGAGUGAACACCUACACAUGGUACAGAGUGGAUGCCGGUCAGGGGACGGUGGUAGAAAACAGGAAGCGACACUUCGUAAGGGUCACGGAAGACUCGCCCACCUUCUACUGCAGGGUGCGCAACACAUACGGAGAGCAAAACUCGUCCGUAACCACCAUUGACGUCCAAUUCCCUCCCAAGGACACCACAGUGAUCGUGCAGCCCACGGAUGUCAUCCUGGAGGGCACCACGGUGUUCCUGCUGUGCCAGAGCCGAGCCAAACCGCCCGUGUACAACUACAGCUGGGCCAUAAACGGCGGCGAGGACCUGGAAAUUGGAGACAUCUUGACCCUGGAUGGCGCCCUGCCCAGACACAGCGGCGAGUACCGCUGCAAGGCCAAGAACCUGCUGGGAGAGGAAACCUCCACACCCGUUCAGCUGGACGUUCAGUAUCCACCCAAGAACACUUCAGUGUCAGCGUCACCACCGGGCUCUUUACCCGACGGCAGCACCGUCACUUUAAGGUGCACCAGCAUCGCCAACCCGCCGGCCGCCAACGUCACCUGGUAUCGAGUGAAUGCCGGGGAGAGGUCGCUGAUGGGUUUGGGCCAGGAAAUCACCUUCAACGUCACCAAGCUGUCGCAGGAUACGUUUUACUGUGAAAAUGUCAACGUCCAUGGGGCCCAGUCGGCUCAGCCAAUCGCCAUCAAUGUGACAUUCAGACCAGAGAUCCUGCCGUCUUCCCGCUGCCAAGACAUGUCAACGCAGAUGCGAUGCUUCUGUGACAGCCAGGCAAACCCGCCGCCCUCCCUGCACUGGGAAUUGUCCGGGGUGCUCGUCAAUGACUCGGACCAGCGACCCAUCACGGAGGAGGCCCUCGACAGCGCCACCCGGAGAAGUGUCAUCACCCUGGAACGCCUGGGCAGCGAACUAGUAGUGUCCUCGCUGAUUUGCUUCAGCUUCAACCCGCUUGGAUUUGACAGUUUUGCCUUUAACAUGUCAUCCCCUGCCCCUCAGACAGAUGUGGCGGUUCUGGUGGGUUCUGCGGUUGGGGUGACGGUCAUGCUGAUCUUGAGUCUCCUGCUGCUCUUGUACAUUUGCAGGAAAACCAAAGGCAACUUCCCACCCAGAAAGGGACGAGCAGACAAUGCGGCAGACUUCUUGGUCACCAAUGAGAGCACUUCUGCCCACGCUAACGCCAUUUACGCCAAUGACGGUGACUUGGCCAAGGAGGCAGUGCAGGACGACGAGCAGCUGCACUAUGCCCACGUCAACAUAGUCAAACUGCAGGCCCGCGACGACGACGAGAUCCGAGGACUCUCCUCAGUCACGGGGGAAUACGCAGAGAUACGACUGCGCUCCACGGGAAGCGACAAAGGUGGCGAGCUGGAACUGAAAAUGGAACCGGAGUCGCAGGAGAAAAAGAUGGCAGAGGAUACUUUUGGACAGCAAGUGACGAGUGAAGAGGUUGUGGCCUCAACACAGUGAAUUAGUAGUUCUCAAACUGGGUCGUAGUUUGGGGGUCCCCAUAAGAAUUAGCAAGAAAUUAUAUUGUAUGGUCGUAGUUUGGGGGUCCCCAUAAGAAUUAGCAAGAAAUUAUAUUGUAUCGUUUGAAAAGAAAGACAGUGGUACUUGCAAAUGCCCAGAUUUUUGCAGAUUUUUCGAGUUACAAGCCAUCGCUUGAUCAGUUUUUGACGUUUGGAGUUGGAAACAAAACAUUUUACUUCCGCGUUAGCGUGACACUCGCCAUCUUUAACAUCAUACAGACAUGCGCUCAUAUGAAUUAUAGUUUCAGUAGGGUGCAAGACCUUUUCACUAGUGUAUACGAGUGAAGAAAAUUCUGUGUGUAUUUAAAGGCAUUUUGCUUUUGUAACCAAUAAUAUAAUUUUUUUUAAACUAGUGUGUAUGAGCGUAUUUCAGUAGUGAAUGUGAGAGGUCAUCCGGAAUUCUGUCCCAGACGUCACCUCAUAGUUUGGGGCCAAUUCUCUGAUACGAUUGUGCCAAAUCAUCCCAUAAAUCAAAUGUUUUUGUUGAAGAACAAAAGGUGUCAGUUAUAUUUUUGAGAAAAAAAAGUCGUCUUUUCCAGAGUAAAGGGCGUAAUAUUACAAGAAUAAAGUUAGUCACUAAAUUACAUCAAUUCUUCCCUUGCUUUCAUUAAUACCAUGUGAUGAAUCUUGAAAAAAAAUAGCUUUAUUCUUGUGAUGACUUAUCAUCCUGAAAAAAAUAAUUUUGUUCUUGUAGACUACGACUCUCAUAGCUUUUCAACUUUAUCCUGAAAAAAAUCAUUUUGUUCUUAAGACUACGACUUUUUUUUCUGAAAAAUACUUUAUUCUCAUAGCUUUUCUUUUCCUCCCCUAACAAUAUUCUCAAAAAAAAAAAAAAGGCACAUGGGAGGAAAAAUGUCUACCAUGUCCCUGGAUUUGAGAACCAGUCCUACAGCGCCCCUUCAAAUUAUUUUUUUUAAGAGCCAGUUUGAUUUAACCCUGUGAAUUUUGCCUGGCAAUAAUUCCAAGUGCCUGCAAGAUAGCGCGUUUUGAGUAAAUUUUUUUGUUCGCAUGCUUAUUAGGCACUUAACAGCUCUGCUACAGUUGAAUUUUUCAUUCCCAUUUCUUGACUUGCCAUGACUUUAGUGUCAAUUUAAAACAAAAAUUUUAGGUGAGCGGCAGUUUAUUGUAUGAUUUUAUUUUUUAUUGCAUAAUUUUGACAAUGAAACAAUUGUUUUUUCCAAUUGUGCUUAUUUUAAAUUAACAGUCACAUUUAUUAAUAAAAUGUUUUGUUUAUUGAAACUAAUUUUUUAUGCAACUGUGGAAAAGUGUUGCAUUGGUAAAUGUUGGCUAGCCGUAUAUAUAGAAUUUUCUAGUUUUAUGCAUCCGCAUGUUUAUCCAGAUAUUACGUUUGCAAGAUUAAAUAAAAAUAAAAAAAAUAUUUUGAUAAAACUAUCUCCGCAUGUUUAUCCAGAUAUUGCGUUUGCAAGAUUAAAUAAAAAUAAAAAAAAUAUUUUGAUAAAACUAUCUGGAAGGGUCAGAUCCGUGCCAACAUUUUAUGAUUUCCUAUAUUUUAUUUGAAAUAAAUGUUCUUAUAUUGAGACUUUGUGGUGGGAUGUUAUGUGGCAAAAGGAAGAAGCCUUUACAUUUUAGAGCAGAUUUUUCUCCCCUCCACACCUUUGCGCUCUCCCAGUAUGCCUAAGUGCUUGCUUCAAGCUGUCCGAGUUGAAGUUCCAUCCAUCCAUCCACUUUGAGCCGCUUCUCCUCACUAGGGUCGCGGGCGUGCUGGAGCCUAUCCCAGCUGUAAUCGGGCAGGAGGCGGGGUACACCCUGAACUGGUUGCCAGCCAAUCGCAGGGCACAUACAACCAACCAACCAACCAACCAUUCGCGCUCACAUUCACACCUACGGGCAAUUUAGUGUCUCCAAUAAAUGCAUGUUUUUUGGGAUGUGGGAGGAAACCGGAGUGCCCGGAGAAAACCCACGCAGGCACGGGGAGAACAUGCAAAACACCACACAGGUGGGACCGGGGAUUGAACCCGGGUCCUCAGAACUGUGAGGCUGACGCUCUAACCAGUUGUCCACCGUGUCGCAGUUGGAAGUUUACUGUACAAAUAUAAAAGAAAAAGAAUUACGUUUUGUAUUUCAAACCACACAACUUUGUACAAUGCUAACGCACGAUGCAAAUCACCAUAGACGGACUAACAAAAGUAGCAUCAACAUAGGUGUAAUUAUAAACCUUUAUUUGAACACAAGCUGUAGCAACACAUGCAAGUAGUGUAUACCUCUGUGAAAUGAUAGUUUAGUGGCCAUGGGUUUUGGUUCAUCAAAUUUUCGUCUCGGAUUUGUAAUGUAUUUACACUGCCCCCUCGUGGCCGAGGCGCACACAGGAAUGGCACAGUGCAAAAACUUAUUCACCAAUGUUUUUAUAAAGUACAAUACACUUAGAAAACAUGUUACAAUUUUUGUUGUUUUCGGGAGCUGGAAUGGAUUUAUGGAAAGGUUUGAGAUAAAAAAGUGUUUUGACUUACAACCAGGAUAAGCAAAGUCAUGGAAAGAAUUAGACUUAAGUCAAGACACCACUGGUUAUUGAAACUGUGGCCAGGGGUUUAACAUUUUUUAGAUUAAUAUGGAUAAAUGAUAAAAGUAUCUUUUUAAAAAUUGCUCGUUAACAUUUUGGCCUUGGCAGAGGAGUUCUCUUGACAAAUAGUCGUUUUUAAUGUGCUUCAUUUGCUUUCAUUAUUUACAACCUCGGACAAAAAUAUGAUAACACGUUCAUAAUAAUCUUUGAACCAGCAGUGUCAUUAGCCUUAACGUGAGCUCAUUUGAACAA